AAAAACAGUCGUUCAAUCCGAUUAUUAUAUUCAAUUCUUUAUGCUGAUCCACGUUUUCUUCCAAAUACAAUACGUAUUUUUUUAAAAGAAAAGAACAUUGAUGUUUACGAUGAAGAAAACAAAAAGCUAACAAGUUCAUCGACUACUUUAUAUAAUAAUACAACAACAUCAAUCAAUUCACAGUCUUCAAAUGAUCUUGAUAUUAUUCAAACAUAUACUUCUCCUGUUCAAGACAAUGAUAUAAAUAGUCCUGAUCCAACAAAUACAAUUUUUUUUCAAAAAAAAAGCUGAUUUAGAUUCAAAUAUUGUAAUUAAUAUUGAUCAGUACGUUCUAUUUUCAUCAAUUAUUUUAUUCAUUUUUUAUGAUUUAUUUUCAUUUAGAGCAAGUCAGAUUGUCGAAGAAUCAUCAACUGUGUUAAAAGAUUCUCAAAAUCAAAAUUUAAAUUCAAGAAAACGACCUCAACGUGUAGCAAAAGCUGCAGUUGAAAAAUCAAAAUUAUUUAUAGACAAUAUGGAUGACAACGAAGAAGAUACACAAGAGAAUCAUCUUCCAAAUAAAAAAAGAAAAUCAAGCACUUCUUCUCGAUCAUAUAAACGGACACGCCGUGAUUGA
Messenger RNA from Adineta steineri, 613 nucleotides. The record is from the annotation of a GenBank genome assembly. NCBI's taxonomy places the organism in Eukaryota, Metazoa, Rotifera, Eurotatoria, Adinetida, Adinetidae.